UUGGGUCGGAGGUGGUACUUGUGAAUGCUACCAAAUUCGCAGGGACACGAGGUACCUUUCCCGUCGCCGGAGCUGAUUCAAAACUCCGCCGCAAGCUGAAGAUUUUCUGCGAGAAACACCAGCAGGAAACCGGAAGACAUUGGCUAUUAUAUUUUCGCGAACAAGCCCAGCAAAGCCCCAUUGAUUGUUUUAUCUGUAGUCGGCUUCGAUUUGGGGCUCAGCUGUAGUUACGCCAGCAGCCCGUAACCCGUCAGCAAUUGUCCUCUCAGCCCAACCAGCCCGGUGCUGCAUCGCGUUCAUUGGCUCCGUCCUCUCUGCAGCCCCUCGUUCCCUCGCCCCCAUAGCAGCAACAUUCGCUCUGCCCCGCUUCGCCGCAGUCAAUGCUUCCCCUCACCUACAGGAACGCUCGGUCGAUCCUGAAUACCGCAAAGAGAAAACAGCUUGGUUUCCCCGUCGCUGCUUCCAGACAGACUCUCCCUCCGCGACUUCCACAUCUCGACGGAAAAGUUUAUAGCUUAUCAACAACAUCAACAACAUCCACAACAUCUUCAUCUCGUACAUCUACAGCCUCUGCAACUCCAUCCACAGCGUUCCCCGUCCCUCCUCGAUCUCGAUUCACCCCUCGAACCACCGUUGCCCGUCAGGCUAAGAGAUACUGCUCCUAUCGAAGAAUGUGCCUCAGACAAGCAGACGAUGUUGCUGGAGGAGCCACGGCGUUGGCUGGCCGGGAGAUCCUCCCAACCAAUGUUAAGCCAUUGCACUAUGACUUGACGUUGGAGCCGGAUUUCGAGAAGUUCACCUACAAGGGUACCGUUAUCAUUGACCUUGAUACCGUCGAAGACACCAAUUCUAUUUCACUCAACUCCAUGGAUAUCGACAUCCAUACUUCCGCUGUUUCCGCCAAUGGCGUGGAGGUGGCCUCGAACCCUUUAGUCUCCAUGAACAAGGAAAAGCAAACUGCCACUAUUAGCUUCGAGAAAACAAUUCCAGCUGGACAAAAGGCUCAGCUAAAAAUGACCUUUACGGGUACUUUGAAUGACCACAUGGCUGGGUUCUAUAGAUGCUCCUAUAAGGGCGCGAAUGGCGAGAAGAGAUAUAUCGCCUCCAGCCAGAUGGAGCCAACGGAUGCUCGAAGGGCAUUCCCCUGCUUCGAUGAACCUGCGUUGAAGGCGGAGUUCACUGUCACCUUGAUCGCAGAUAAGAAUAUGACGUGUUUGAGCAACAUGGACGUUGCAUCGGAGACGGAGGUACAGUCGGAGAUCACAGGAACCACAAGAAAAGUCGUCAAAUUCAACAAGUCGCCGCUGAUGUCGACCUAUCUCAUUGCUUUUAUCGUCGGCGAACUCAACUAUAUUGAGACCAAUGAUUUCAGAGUCCCCAUCCGCGUCUAUGCCACUCCUGACCAAGAUAUUCAGCACGGAAAGUUCUCCCUCGAUCUUGCGGCAAGGACCCUUGAAUUUUACGAAAAGGCGUUUGACAGCGAGUUCCCUCUCCCCAAAAUGGACAUGGUUGCCGUGCCAGACUUUUCCGCUGGCGCGAUGGAAAACUGGGGCUUGAUCACCUACCGUAUUGUGGAUGUUCUUUACGAUGAGAAGACCGCGGGCGCGGCUACCAAGCAACGUAUCGCUGAAACUGUGCAGCAUGAAUUGGCACACCAAUGGUUUGGGAAUCUCGUCACUAUGGAUUUCUGGGAUGGUCUCUGGCUCAAUGAGGGCUUUGCCACCUGGAUGUCCUGGUACUCAUGCGAUGUCUUCUAUCCUGAAUGGAAAGUCUGGGAAUCUUAUGUCAUCGACAACCUUCAAAUGGCCUUGUCCCUUGAUUCACUACGAAGCAGUCACCCUGUUGAAGUCCCUGUCAAACGCGCAGACGAGAUUAACCAGAUUUUUGAUGCCAUCUCUUAUUCUAAGGGAUCGUCUGUGCUCAGAAUGAUUUCCAAAUACAUGGGUGAAGAGAAAUUUAUCCAGGGCGUCCGGAACUACAUCAAGAAGCACGCCUACAAAAACACUGAGACAGCGGACCUGUGGGCAGCACUAAGCGAAGCAAGUGAUGGUAAACCUAUCGAGUCGGUAAUGGAUGUCUGGACUAAGAAUGUUGGAUUUCCAGUCGUCGCUGUUUCAGAAAACGUUAGUAACGGAUCGAUUUCUGUGAAGCAAAACCGCUUUCUGAGAACCGGAGAUGUCAAACCAGAAGAGGACAAGACCAUAUUCCCUGUGAUGCUUGGGUUGAAGACUCGCGAGGGUGUUAACGAAGCACUUAUGCUCAACGACCGUGAAGCGGAGUUUAAGGUUCCGGACCUCGAUUUCUUCAAGCUUAAUGCAGAUCACUCGGGCAUAUAUCGGACGUCGUAUACUCCGGAACGCCUUGAAAAGCUGGGAAAGGCAGCUAAAGAUGGGCUGUUGACUGUGGAGGACAGAGCCGGAAUGAUCGCUGACGCUGGGGCACUGGCUGCAUCCGGUUAUCAGAAAACAUCUGGAAUGCUUUCUCUCCUGAAGGGAUUUGAUAGUGAGCCACAAUUUGUUGUAUGGAACGAGAUCCUCACCCGUGUUGCUUCGAUCCGUGGCGCAUGGAUGUUUGAAGAUAGCAAGAUCAAAGAUGCCUUGAAAGGCCUCCAGCGCUCCCUGGUCAGUGAAAAGGCACAUGAGCUUGGCUGGACAUUCUCUCAGGAUGAUGGCCACGUUCUUCAGCAAUUCAAGGCCCUGAUGUUUAGCGCUGCUGGAUCUUCUGGAGAUCAGCAGGUUGUGACGGCUGCAAAGGACAUGUUUACCCGAUUCGCAAACGGUGAUCGUGCGGCUAUCCAUCCCAACAUUCGGGCAAGUGUCUUUGAUAUUGCCCUUCGAGAUGGUGGGGAGAAAGAGUACAAUGUCGUGCUUGACUGGUACCGCAAUGCGCCAACUUCUGCGGAAAAGAACACAGCCCUCCGCUGCUUGGGCAGUGCAGACAACGCCGAAUUAAUUCAAAAAACACUUUCUCUUUGCUUAUCGGACGAAGUGAGAGCACAAGAUAUCUACAUGCCGCUCUCCGGAUUACGCCUGCACGCAAAUGGUAUUACUGCUAGAUGGGAAUGGCUUAAGCAGAAUUGGGAAGCAGUUACCAAGCGAUUGCCUCCUGAGUUUGGUAUGUUGGGCUCAGUUGUGCAGAUUUGCACAGGGAGCUUAUCGACAGAUGCACAAAUUCAGGAUGUGGUCGCUUUCUUUAAGGAUAAGGAUCAGAAGGGAUUUGAUCGUUCUCUUCAACAAAGUCUUGACGGCCUCUCUGCUAAGGCUGGCUGGCUCAAACGCGAUCGUGCUGAUGUCGAGAACUGGUUGGCAGAAAAUGGGUAUGUUAGCUCGAAGCAAUCUUAGAUUGCAUUUCACACGAAUAAUAGAUUAGGACUUUGCCAUGGUGGUGGGUAUAGGAACGGUGCGCACUACAGGGAAAAAGUUAGUGAGUGUUUUGUUCCACAACGUUAGGUGUUACUAAACCAGCGAUAUUGGUACAAAGGGUAUUCAAACUCCUCGUGCCCCAUCAAGGGCCUCCAUGGAUCACAUACCUCUUCAUAUUUUAGAAUAACUCCUCUCUAUUAAAUAAUGCUUGAUUAGCGUUUGAUAAUAUAAUUCAAUAUAAUUCAAUGGUAGUGAGUCAAGUAUUCCGUAUCAAAGAGUGAUUUAUGUUAUGUCUAUUAUUUGCUUUGAUCAUAGUUUAUACUUCGACCUUGCUCCCCGUAUACCCCAGAAUGAGGUUUAUAAUAUACAAGAGCUAUAACACCGCAUAUGCCCAAUAAUUACUCACAAAUCCCAAAAGAGCGCCCAGCAGACCAAUAGCAAAAGAAGAAAACAAAAAUAUGACAUCAAAGCAAACGGGGAGGGAACAAGGGUGGGCCGGGGGAGUUCCUCUGAUUUACCACCCCGCUCCACCUCCCUUCCCAGCGAAGCCGCUGCUCUCUUCGAUCUUCUUCUGUGCCCCAGCACCCCGUACAGGCUUCGAUUGGGCAGCUUCGUGCUUGCGGAGUUCUUCGGGGACGCGAGAAAUAGCGGAUUUCAUAAGCAUCUGUUUGAGAUCAUAUCUGUUUGAAAUAUUAGUAAGAGUGCUUUUCGACAUCAAAAUAAAGAAAAUCCCCGAAAGGGAGAAGGGGGUGGGGGGUGGGUCUCAUACAGAACGUCAGAAUCCUCGUUGCCCAAGAAUCCAGAUCAGUUGCAACGAGAACAUCGGUAUUUCCAUUCCGAACGGACGCCAGCGCAGCCUCACGCUGCUCUUGCGUCUUGCUCCCAUGCAACGUGACUGACGAAUAGCCCAUGUUUUUGAUAUCGCGCGCGACAGCAUCGCAGUUGCGCUUGAUAUUGACGAAGACUAUGAUUGGUGGGCGGAAUUCUCGCGACGAUAGGAUCUCGGCGAGGCGUUUCUUGCGCUUGUCUUCGCCAGAGAUGAAUUCGACGCGCUGCUCGACGGUGUCGACGGCUUCGCCGAUGUUGCCGAUUGUGACGAUCGCCG
Blastomyces gilchristii SLH14081 is the source of this 4467-nucleotide messenger RNA. Its product is annotated as aminopeptidase. The coding region runs from base 381 to 3341 and encodes 986 amino acids. Gene Ontology annotation, molecular function: zinc ion binding; metalloaminopeptidase activity; peptide binding. The record is from RefSeq and is a predicted model, not a curated record. NCBI's taxonomy places the organism in Eukaryota, Fungi, Ascomycota, Eurotiomycetes, Onygenales, Ajellomycetaceae. Gene Ontology annotation, cellular component: cytoplasm. The transcript is spliced from 4 exons. Gene Ontology annotation, biological process: peptide catabolic process; proteolysis.